Camellia sinensis is the source of this 1714-nucleotide messenger RNA. RefSeq lists its product as uncharacterized. The record is from RefSeq and is a predicted model, not a curated record. Gene Ontology annotation, molecular function: lipid binding. NCBI's taxonomy places the organism in Eukaryota, Viridiplantae, Streptophyta, Magnoliopsida, Ericales, Theaceae.
CUCUUCUCUUUCUCUCUCUAAAAAUUCCAGGCUUCUCUCUCUGUCUCUUCUAUUUUGAGAUCUCUCAAGCUCAAGCCUCAUCCAUUUCUCUCUCUCUAUAUAUAUAUACACACACAUGCGUAUGUGUAUAUAUAUCGAUCUGAAAUGGAGGAGAGUUUGUCGAAUUUCAUGGAAUUGAUGAAGAGGCCAGUGGUGGUUGAAACAUUCGUCGACAUUUUGUUAUGCGCAGUCCCGAUUUGGGUCGCGGUGAUGAUCGGGCUCGUGAUCGGCUGGUCUUGGCGGCCUAGGUGGACCGGACUGGUUUAUUUAGGGCUCCGGUCCAAGCUCCGGUUCGCCUGGACUUUGCCGCCGGGGUUCGGAGCUCGGCGCCUCUGGUUUGCCUUCACGGCGCUCUCGGCUUUCUCUGUUGGUCGGACUCUUUGGUCUAGGUUUAGAGGGAAAGGAAAGGAGUCGGCGGCUGCGGCCGCGGCUUCGGGUUCCGACUCGCCGGCGAUUGUGUCGGUGGAUGGUAGUGGCGGCGAUAUCGAGCCCAGCAAUGCAACAUCUCUGAUAGAGGAUGUUGUCACUGAGAAAGAUGUUGAACACUUAUUGAAUCUGCUUGAAAGCAAGGAUGGGGAAAUGGGGUGGCAAAAUCUGAUGGAACGCUCCACCUCAAACAUGGCAUACCAAGCUUGGCGCCAUGAGCCCGAGACGGGACCUGUAGUGUACCGUAGCAGAACGGUCUUUGAGGAUGCAACUCCGGAGCUGGUUAGAGAUUUCUUCUGGGAUGAUGAGUUUCGCCCUAAAUGGGAUCCUAUGCUUGCGCACUUCAAAAUAUUGGAGGAAUGUCCUUCUACAGGGACGAUGAUUGUCCACUGGAUAAAAAAGGUUUUCUUGAACAUAUGCAUUUUCCCUUUUUUCUGCAGUGAUCGCGAAUAUAUCAUUGGUCGAAGAAUAUGGGAAGAUGGAAAGACGUAUUAUUGCGUGACAAAGGGGGUGCCAUAUCCAGCUUUGCAGAGGAGUGACAAGCCAAGGCGUGUGGAUCUGUAUUUCUCAAGCUGGGUUAUCAAGCCUGUGCAAUCUCGUAGAGGAGAUGGACAGAUGACAGCCUGUGAGGUGACUCUCGUACAUUACGAGGACAUGGGAAUCCCCAAAGAUGUGGCGAAGCUAGGAGUCCGUCACGGGAUGUGGGGAACGGUGAAGAAGUUGCACUCUGGCUUCAGAGCAUAUCAGCAAGCAAGGAAAUCAGAGAACCCACUGUCCCGAAGUGCAGUGAUGGCAGGUAAGACCACAAAGAUUGCAUUGGAGCCAACUUCUUCCAAUGAAGAUGAGAAAGGCAGAGCGUUUACAGCGGGACUCACUGGAGAUAAUGGCGGCUUUGAUUGGAAAUGGGUAGCUAUAGGUGGGGCCGUGGCUGUAGUUUGUGGGCUUCAGACUGGUGUGAUCGGAAAAGCCUUGUUGCUUGGGGCAGGGCAGAGAUUUGCUCGGAGGUGAGAGAUUCCCUUUUGUUUUUGUUUUAUUAAGGAUCCGUGAGAACAUAAUUUGAAUUUAAUGUUUUUCAAAUUGUCAGUAAUGUUAGAUCAAGUUAUUAUAUUUUGAUAAUUUUCCAUAAAAUGAAAAGAAUAUAAUUAAUUGUGGAUUGGUGUACUUGGAACCAUAUAAGUCCAAGUGUAUUAUUAUUUGUGAUUUGGUUUAUGAAUAGGUUCAAACCUGUUUGGGGCCAAGUUUUAUUUCA